Molecule: messenger RNA, 1742 nt
Organism: Centropristis striata (black sea bass)
Lineage: Eukaryota; Metazoa; Chordata; Actinopteri; Perciformes; Serranidae
Product: equilibrative nucleobase transporter 1-like
Exons: 12
Coding region: 1-1458 (485 amino acids)
Biological process (GO): transmembrane transport
Molecular function (GO): transmembrane transporter activity
Source: RefSeq, a predicted model, not a curated record
AUGCCAGGUUUUGUAAACAGGUUGUCAUUCCGACGCUGCCUCACCUUAAUUACGGGUCUGUUGGAGUGUCUGAUUUUCGCCGGAGUUGUGUUCGGAUGGGCUUCACUUGUUUUUGUCUUGAAGAAGGAGAACUACUUCAGCUUUCUGUGCGUCAACAUCACAGGAGUCAAUGCAACACGGGACCUAGAUUGCAGUGGACAGGAUGAACAGUUCUCGCUUGUUUUCACCAUCGCCUCCUUCUUGUUCACUUUCCUGACGCUGCCAAAUGGUUUCAUCUUCGACCGGUUUGGUACCACAGUGUCUCGGCUGUUUGCGAUAUUUCUUUGUACCAUUGGAACGUUGAUGGUGGCAUUCUCCACAGCAGCUUCAUCCAACCUGCUGUUCCCAGCUCUUGCUCUCCUGGCAGCAGGUGAUAGCUUCUUUCAAAUGACCAACAUGCAGGUGGGAAAUCUGUUCGGCUCACAUCGCUCCACCAUCAUCACUCUCUAUAAUGGGGCCGUCGACUCUUCUGCAGCACUCUUCCUUGUCAUCAAACUUCUUCACGAGUCUGGCAUCUCUUUCCGCUCCUCCUUCUUCUUCCUGUCCGCCUGCAGCGUUAUUCACCUGCUCAGGACUAUCUUCUUGAUGCCCAGAGGCCACAUUCCCUACCCGCUGCCUGAUGACUACACAUACGGGGUAACCUGUGGUAAAUCAAAGACUCUGAGCUUAGAGCAGAGAGCAGCCAAUGGUGACACUCAGAAGACGGCAGAGGAAAUUCCCCUCAAAGACGUCAGAGUGAAACAAGAGAAGAGUUUCCGUGAGUGUGUGAUGUCCAGGCUCUUUUGGCUGCACGUGCUUUGGUUGUCAGUGAUGCAACUCAGACAUUACCUCUUCAUCGGCACCCUCAACCCCAUGCUGCAGCGGCUGACAGAGGGAGAGCCUUCACUGGUGAGCCGGUACAUUAAUGCCUUUGCCAUAACGCAGCUGUGUGGCGUGCUGUGUGCUCCCUGGAACGGUCUCAUCAUGGACAGACACAAGGGCAAACCUCGUGCUGCAGGAGAGAGUGAACAGGAAGCAGAUCUGCGGGCCUCAGUGCUUUCUCUCUUCCUGACGGCGCUGCAGUGUCUGCUGUUCUCAGUCUGUGCCACCAUCCCGUACCUACCGCUUCAGUAUCUCACCUUCAUCCUGCAGGUGAUCAACCGAUCCUUCAUCUUCGGUGGGAACGCAGCCUUCAUCAGCGUGGCAUUCCCGUCAUGCCACUUUGGGAAGCUGUUGGGUCUGGUCAUGGCUCAGUCUGCAACGUUUUCUCUGCUGCAGUACGCCUGCUUCGCCCUGGUGAAUGGACCUCUGGAUGGAGACCCUUUAUAUGUGAACAUCGCUCUGACGCUGCUCAGCCUGCUCGCCUUCAUCCAUCCCCUCUCUGUCUACCUGCACUGUCGAAGUCUCUCCUCCAAGCGAGCCAUCAAUGCCUCCUCCUAAAGUCUGUGAAAUGAGACUUAAACUUUGCUCAUUCACAUGACUCUGAUGUUUCUGCACUGAUUGUUUUACCAUGUCAGUUCGUUCUGAUAGAUCAGAUAGAACAAGUGAAACAACGCUGCCAUCUGUUGGCUUCUUAGUUUAACUGUUAGCUACAAUCUUUUGAUGUGCACUCAAGCUUUGUCAUUAAGUGAAUGCUCAGUAUUUAAUCUGUACUUUUCUCCAAGUAAAUUAUUCAGUUUUCAACUGUUCUAAGAAACAUUAUGCACUUGGUAUAGAAAAUACAU